GCGAGUCUUCAGUUCCGUUCCGUUCGCCGCCGAUUGUAGUUCACGACCAGAAACGAACACGAAUCAAACACGAAAGCUCGCCGGUGUUAUCAUGAGCUUUUUCCGGAAUAUUUUUCAGUGAUCCGAUUUUUCAGUGAUUUGCUUAACCGUAGCAUUUUUCAGUCGGUCCCUUGAGCUGUUAUUGUGUCACCAACUGCUAAAUUUAAACAACAUUUUAAAAUAGAACAAACUGUCGCAAAAUUAACUUCUUCAAAGACACGAUUUUGUGUGCAGGCAUGUGAAUUUUAUUAAGAUAAUUAUUGUGGACGAACUUUUUGGGAAAUGGAUGAAAUGAAACUUUUCGGCACUUGGGUGCUUUUGCUCGGCUUUCUACUGCAAUAUACAGCAACGAAGGAGACGGAAGUUCGAGCACUUGUUGGGACGAAUGUGCUGCUGCCUUGCAGAGUGGACGUGAACCAAUGUGGCACCUUGCACAGCGUCAAAUGGUACAAGGAUACGUCCAGGAUAUAUGUGUUCAGUCAAGCUGGCCAGAUCCGACGGGCGGAAGGAGACGCUACAGAAAGAAUGAACAUGACGUAUAAUGAAGCCAAAAAUGAAACAUUUUUACAAUUAUCUCCGGUGAAAGUAGACGACGAAGCGACUUACAAAUGCGAAAUAACAUAUCUGGAAGUGGUGGAGAACUGUGACGUUAUUCAAAUCGUUAAACUCACGACACUAGUCAAACCGUCUAAUGUUGUUUUGACCUACAAUGGAAAGGAAGUCAACGAAUCAACAAGUUUGGAAGAAAAGAUUGAAGGUGAUGACGUGGUGUUGACGUGCAAGGCACCUGGAGGAAAACCCAUUCCCACAGUGUCUUGGUACAAUGGGACACAACUCAUGAACAGAGCCUCUUAUUCAGCGCGAAGCGAUGGAAACGCAACCGGAACUGGAAUUUCCAAGCUGCAACUGACGCUUUCAAAAUAUGAUUUAAACGCACGCUUUGAAUGCAAGGUUGAAAGUCAGGCUUUAGAAGAAGCGAUCGUGAAAGGGGUGACGCUUCCCGUUAAAGUGAAGCCGACGAAAAUAAAGCUGUCCGGUGUGAAUGGACAUGUGAAUCAGGGAACAAUCGUUUCACUUAUAUGCCAAGUUUUUGGAGCUAGGCCGAUGGCUGAAGUCGAAUGGUACAACAGCACUUCCAUCAGAAUGGUCACAAACAGCAGCAGAGGAAUUGAAGUUCGUACAGUCUACGAGCAAGAUGCAGGUGGUACUUACACAACGAAAAGCACACUUAGUUUUCCUGCAACGAGAUUCGAAAAUGGCAAACGUUUUGAAUGUUACGGCAAAAAUGAAGUAACAACACUUAAAAGCGAGCCAGAUUUAUACGAACCAAAAAUUCUGGAUGUACGAUAUCCACCAGUGAUUGAAGUUGGUGCGAUUGGAAGUACAGUUGUUAACGAAAAUGUAAAUGUUACUUUAACUUGUCGAUAUUUUGCAAAUCCGCAAAAAUUGGAAGGUGCAACUUGGAUCAAAGAUGGUAAAAACUUGACGAAAAUUCCAAACAAGCAUUACGGAGGUGAUGUGGAAAUGCCAUCUCUUACUAUAAUAGGCGUCACAAGGGAAGAUGCUGGUGAUUAUAGUUGUCUAUUACAGAACGCUGUGAAUUCGUCGAUUUCCGAAGACAUUAUUUAUUUGGAUGUUCAUUAUCCUCCUGAUGUAGAAGUCGUAAUGGCUCCCUCGACACCUGCCAAUGCCACUGAACAAACAAAUGUUACGCUUGUAUGUAACGUAACAUCGGGAAAUCCCCCAGCGCUACGUAAAGUGCGUUGGUUUCUGGACGGUGAGCUUAUGGCUGAACUUCCCGAAUGCAACUACAGCCAACCGGUGAUCAACGACACAAUCGGAGGCCCCUUUUGUGGCAUUGAUCCCAGUAUUUUAAGUUUGAUCAAAGUUGAGCAGACUUUUGCUGGAAACUACACCUGUCAAGGGGAAAAUGAAGCUGGUUCUGGACCUGUGUCUGAACCCCGAGAGCUAAUAGUUUACUAUCCUCCUUCUGCCGCCAAACUCACACACUACCCUCCAACGGUUAUGAAAAGUGGCCAAGUUACUUUAACGUGCAGUGUGGAAGACACAGGUUUUCCCACCAAUGUCACGUAUCUUUGGUUCCGCAACGGUCACAUGAUACACAACAUCACAGUUUCCAACUGGACAAUUCCGCACGCUUCUUUAGAAACACGAAGCAAUUUCACUUGUAUUGCAUUGAACAAAGGUGGACAAAGCAAGCCAGCUUAUGAUUUUGUCAAUGUUGAAGCACCACCGACUGUAAUCACCAAAGCUAGUGCAACUUAUAAAGGCGUACUUUACACCUCGCAAAAUAUGUCGCUCAGCUGCCAAAUCGAAUGUUUUCCGAGAUGUUCAAUCAAAUGGUACAAAGACGGACACGAAAUUAAUUUCGAAAAUAACAAACUUUACUACGUGAUUAACACAAAUCAUUCGGCAGAUUAUAAAACGAACGAUUUUGAAUCGAUAGAAUCGACUCUGGUUUGGAAUAUGACAAACUGGCCGGGAAAGCAGUUGGAUAAAAGUGCACCUGACUCGUAUUACACUUGUGCUAGUUACGAUCCACCAGAUAGACAUCGAGUUGGAGCGAAUUUUUCAACUGCCAUCGGUGUAGAAUAUCCACCUGAAAAUUUAACGGUGUCACACUCUGUUAUCAACGUAAUAGAAGACGAAUCUCCCAUUGAUGUUAAGUGUAGUGGAGAUGGUCGACCAAACCUUAACUACGUGUGGAAACGAAACCAAACAUCUGAAGCAAUUGUAAAAAGUGACACUCUUAAGCUGCCCAAAAUGUCCCGAACGAAAGCAGGCUACUACACAUGUGAGGCUUUCAACAGACACGGCAAUAAAACAAUUCAAGUCAAAUUCAACGUUUGGUACAAACCCGAGUGUAAAAUCGAACGCGGCGAAAUCGAAUACAACCCGUCUUUAAUUUGCAAAGCCGACGGAAAUCCGAACGAAAUGACCUUUACCUGGAUGAUGAUCGAGCAGAACAAAACUUCCGAGCUGAAUCCGAGUGGAGGCAACACCAACUUUAGUUAUUUCUUUCUAGAUUCAAGCGUAACCACCGAUAUUGAGUACCAAUGUGUGGCAAACAAUUCAAUCAAAGCUAGUGAUCCUUGCUCUAUAAAAAUUCCGGCACACCAGGAGCAAAGUAGUCAAAUCGGACGGCCAGGGAGCAAACUGCCUUGGUAUCUCAGCAAGGAAAACUUGAUCGUCCUGAUAACAUCGAUUAUAACACUCAUCAUCUGUUUCAUAAUCGUCUGCAUUGUCAUCAUCGUUUUGUGUCGAAAGAAACGCCAAAAUACCAAAUGCAAUAACCCACUCGAAAUGGAAGAAAGAGAAAAACCUGAUGGCCAAUCACCUGACAGUUCAACUCAAUCGAAAUGGCCUCUCAGACCAGGAGUGUUGGUGCAUGUCAGUAAAAUGCACAACGUAAAUAUUAGCCAAUUAAAUCCUGAAUCGACCCCAUUUCGAACAAGUUCCGUUUCGAACACUAUUCUUAAGUAUAAAAGAAACAAGUCGAAAGUUUAUGCCAGGUUGGAAAGAUUAAAGGAUUGGCUUGGAUUUGGCGGACGCGAACGCAUCCCUAGUGGCAUAACGGAGGGAGCUAGUGGAGUCGUUACGUACAAAAAAAUCAAACCGACAACACCAUCUUCCUACGACACCAAUACUAAUUCAAGGAAAAGGAAAAAACCCGGAUACGCACCCAACCCGUCCUCUACAGGAGAUAAGACGAGAUUAGGGGCUGCUCCACCGGUUGGCGGUUCAGCAGACCCCACAAAUGAUCACGACAAAGGAUUUUACGAAAACCUCCCUUUCCACGGCAUGCAAAACCCACCAAAUAAACCAAUUUCUAUCAUUGCUCCAUUCAGUCAAGAAAUGCGUAAUUUUACUCCCAAAACGCCACCAUCAAUUAACCCUUGCCCUAAAAUUACUGUACAACGUCAUCAGUCGUUUCAUGGCUUCCAAAACACUCACUUGAGAUUUGAUUUCAACCGAAGCAACCCUUUCUUGAAUAAUUGUGCCAACUUUCAAAACAAUCCACAAGUUGAGACGCCCUUCAGCUUUCAGAAUAAUUUCCAACCGAUAUUAAAUUUUAAUCCAUUUUUGCUUCCGAACCCUUUCAGUGUACCACCUCGAACAAAUCGAGUUGCAGGUCGAAGGGAAACGGAUGUGAGACGAACGGCUUCCGGUAUCAAUAUCGCGGAAAAUAAUCAAGUCGAAACAACAAAAAUUGAAAAAUCAAUACCAAACGAUAAGCGUUUCGGUUCUCUAGAAUUGAAAAAACACAAAUGUUACUCACCUACGUUCUAUUCAAUGCGGUGUAAAAAACACGCCAAAAAAAGACCGGUCGUUUAUGCGUUACCCAAAAAAGUUUUCGGCGAACUUAAGCCAAGCGAAGACAAACAACAACAAUUUCAAAAUCUUACAGAUAGUAUUGAAAUUUCGGAACAAAACUCAUCACCUAAAACUUUUCCAAUUCCUGCACCUAGGUGCCGAAAGCAUUUGAAAAAAGACGUUUCCACAAACAAUUCUCCAAACCCGGACGUUUCUAAUAGUUCCAACGAAGGUUCGGAACAUCUUGAAAGCGAAAUUUCCGUGAUUGAAGCACAAAUUCACACUUCUUGUAAUGAGAGCGAAACCAAAAAUUCUUCGAGUGGAAUAAUUAAAGUGGAAGCCAUGAAAGCACUCAAAAAUUCUCCCAUGUUAAAAGUCAGUCCCAAUUUUAUCAAACCCAAAACUGAAAGUCCUAAAGGUGCCUUGUCCUUGCAAAUCCAAGCCAAAAGAAAAAAUUCCACAGACAAUUUAAACCAAACAACAGAUGAUAGUAGCAAAGAGAAUUUACCCUUAAUACCGCAAAUGCCAUUAUUAAACCCUCAGUGUAAGUGGAGUCCUGGCUUAACUAGUGUUAAACAACAGAACGCUUUUUACACACUAACAACCCCGCAUUACAAACAUGUAAAUGUUGGCUUGCCCCCGCAAUAUUCAGCGACCAUCCCCAAGCACACCAAGCUCAUACCUCGAGCAUUAUUCAAUGAGCCUUUACCGAAGAGCAAAUCCUUUUCGUCGAAACCAAAACACAAAAAGCACUUCCAAAUACCCCUACAAAAGUGCCACAGUUUUAAGUUUCAAACGGCGGAAAGUUACUUUCAACCGAUUCGAAACAUCCACGAAGAAGAUCUUAUGAAGAACGGCUACGUGUCAGACUACCCUCCUCCUAGUGAAAGUAGUAGUCGAACGACACGACAUCAUAAACGUGGAGGUGAAAAAGCCAAACAGAAAACUAAAGGGCCUUUGGUGGUAAUGAGGCCCAACAUGCAAUUCCCCGAAAGUGUACAAAGCUCCGUUCAGCUUCAAUAUCCACAGCCUGUGUUAGGAAGGAGUGUGAAGAAGCCGAACGGAGUGGUUUACGCAGAUUUAGACAUGCCUAAGACUAAUAAUAAGAAGGGCUCACAACACGACAACAGCUCUUGUAUGCAAAAUAAAACACAAAAGUCCAAACCAAAGACUGAAUACGCAACGCUUAGUUUUAAUGAUGUUGGUCAAGAAAUUGACGUUUAACAUUCAAUAAUUAGGACACGUACUAAUUUAUUUAGUUUAAGCCUUACCGGCCGGAAUUCAGUGACCUAGAAUAUGCAGACGUUGAUUACAAAUACGGCCCUAUAAAUUACAAGGCGGCUUCCAUUUACGCAGCCAUGAAAAGAAACAAAAACAACAAUAGAAUGGAAGAAGUAAAUAA
Tribolium castaneum (red flour beetle) is the source of this 5776-nucleotide messenger RNA. RefSeq names its product neuromusculin (gene nrm). The transcript is spliced from 23 exons. The coding region runs from base 322 to 5598 and encodes 1758 amino acids. The record is from RefSeq and is a predicted model, not a curated record. Lineage: Eukaryota; Metazoa; Arthropoda; Insecta; Coleoptera; Tenebrionidae.